AUGAAUCUGUUUUCCAAUGCCGAAUUUGGUUUGGAUGUUCAUUUUGACUGUUUCGGGGAAGUACGUGGGCUUCUUCAUGAUCCACUAUUUUUGAAAUGCACCGAUUUGCAUAUUUAUGGAAAUACAGAGCUUUUGACCAACGAGGAAAUGCAAUUCCUACUAGAAAAGACUGGUUCAAUAAAGAAACUCAAAUUGAAUUGUCUUCUGAGUACUGAUUUCAAUAACAAAAUUCUUUUUGAUAUUUCUGUGAUGGAAUGUCACAAAGAAGGCUUUUUCACGAAAGAUGACCUGAAGAAUAUGAAGUGUCAACUCAUUUCCGUUCAUCAAAACACGUUGACUGAAAAUCAAACCAACGAGUUUAUUCAUCACUGGUUGAAAGGAGGAAACCCGGACUUAACAAGAUUAAAACUUUAUCAUUUUGAUGACGAUUAUAUUCCUAAUUGGGAUGUACUACUGAAGACCGUCAAAUAUUCAAAAUUUGAUGGAAAACGAAGAGCACGCUAUAUUAAGCAAGAAUUAUCAAACUACCGUUGUAGAAUUGUUAAAUUUGAUUGUGCGAACGGAUUCGAUUUUGAGAGAAGUGAUGGAAAACUUGCAACUGUUAUUUAUCAUGAUAAAGAGUUUUAUUUUAUUGUAUGGCAUGAUCGGUUUCUUUUAAAAGUUUAA
Caenorhabditis elegans is the source of this 666-nucleotide messenger RNA. RefSeq names its product F-box associated domain-containing protein (gene Y45F10B.12). The transcript has 3 exons. NCBI's taxonomy places the organism in Eukaryota, Metazoa, Nematoda, Chromadorea, Rhabditida, Rhabditidae. The record is from RefSeq and is marked reviewed. The coding region runs from base 1 to 666 and encodes 221 amino acids.